UUUUUUUUCUCUCAAGGGGCCCCUGUUCAAAUUAGAACCUGGUCUAUUUUGUCUUGGCAAGACGUGCAGUGCGGCCUUUAAUAUCAAGCUUCUUUUGAGAGUGUACUGGGAAAAAUGGACCUGCAAAAAUGUACCAGUCAAUGGUCUAAUAUUGGCAUAUGAGGACGUCCCAGUGCAUAUCGUGGCCCAACUGCAUAGAAGCUCCUGGAUGUCACUUGACAAUUUGUGGGGGAUUUCGCUGCAUUGGGAAAGGACUAGUGAAUGCAUACUCCUUUAUGGUAAGAUUUAAAUCAUUUUUUGUCUCCCUUGGUAACAAAGGUGAGAGUGAAUGUCUUUUGGAUCUUUUUGAUUAUGGUAAGCAAUUGGAGUGUGCUUCGUUUCUCUCUUCCCACAGUAGUAUUCCCAUGGAAUAGAUGUAUUCACAAUAUUGUGUUGUUUUAACAUGUUUCCUCCGCAGCCUAACGACCUUUUCUACCCCCCGCCGCCACAGUUGCUAACUUGUCCCUUUGAUCUGGCUGUUGUGGUGUGCAAAAUCCUGUGUGGCCUCCAUGUUUUGUUUUGCCACACUGCAACACUUUCACAGAUGUGGAGGAUGUGAAAUUUGUCAUCAAUUAUGACUACCCUAACUCCUCCGAGGAUUAUAUCCACCGCAUUGGACGCACAGCCCGCAGUCAAAAAACGGGCACAGCAUACACCUUCUUCACCCCCAACAACAUGAAACAAGCCAGUGACCUGAUCUCUGUGCUCCGCGAGGCCAACCAGGCCAUUAACCCCAAGCUGAUCCAGAUGGCAGAGGACAGAGGAGGUCGUGGAAGGGGGGGAAGAGGUGGCUACAAGGAUGACCGUCGCGAUAGGUAUGGGGGUGGGAGGAGUAAUUUUGGCGGUGGUAGCUACAGGGAUAGGGACAGCGAUAGAGGGUUUGGCAGUGGGCCGAAGAGUACCUUCGGUGGCAGCAAGGCCCAAAACGGUGGCACCUAUGGAGGUAACAGUGGUAACACUAGUGGCAGCUAUGGCAACAGCAAUUAUAGCAACAGCAACGGACAGGGUAAUUUCGGUAAUCCGGCAAACCAGGUGGGUGCCUUUGGUAACCAAAGCUUUCAGGGCCCCCCUCAGUUCGGGGCCAUGCAGAGGGCUGCUCAGAAUGGCAUGAACCACCCGCCAUUCCCAUUCAAUUCUCAGCCCCCACCACCACAGGCCCAACAGGCACCACCCCCACCACCGAUGAUGCCCUACCCCAUGCCGCCACCUUUUCCACAGUAGAUAUGAUAUACGCACAAUAUAUGGGAACCAACAUGAUUUUUGUUUAGUCUUGAAAUCUUACAGUAUGACUAAUAUUA
This is a messenger RNA of Paralichthys olivaceus (Japanese flounder), 1337 nucleotides long. The record is from RefSeq and is a predicted model, not a curated record. Lineage: Eukaryota; Metazoa; Chordata; Actinopteri; Pleuronectiformes; Paralichthyidae.